Messenger RNA from Suillus subalutaceus, 1257 nucleotides. RefSeq lists its product as uncharacterized. Gene Ontology annotation, molecular function: protein binding. Lineage: Eukaryota; Fungi; Basidiomycota; Agaricomycetes; Boletales; Suillaceae. The record is from RefSeq and is a predicted model, not a curated record. Bases 57 to 908 code for a protein of 283 amino acids. The transcript has 4 exons.
UUUCAAACGACACCCGGUAUCACACCUUCCGAAAGUUCUAACAUAUAUAAGUAUGUAUGUCGGUCCGUAUCCUCUUUCCCCCCUUUCGCAAUAAUGUCCUCGUGGACCCCAGUUUGUCAUGUGCGCUGGAGGUGUCAGAAGAGACUCCUAUUGAAGAUGUCAUCUUCCAGUUGCAUCAGCAACUGACCACCGCAUACAACGAGCUCAUCAAGCCUUUUUCCUCGAACAAAUUAGGACCACUUGAUCUUCUCAUAGCUGUUGACGGGGACAUGGAUCGACAAAAACCCGUCUCAACACUCUCAAUCCCGCAAUCGGGCAAACCCCUCACCAUGCAUUUCAGCAUUCCGCAAAGUCAUACAUUCCGCGUGGUUUUCAACAAGAACGAGGAAAAUUUGGCGCAGUUGGAGGAAAACAAGGUGCAGACAUUGUCAAAGUCUUCUCGACGCAAACGAAAAAAAGUGGCGAGCGGGUCAGCGGUCGACAAUAAUGCCUCGCUGCUCAAGGAGAUGGAUCGCAUGCUCGAUGAACUUACGGGCCAGAUAAAUGACCGUAAAGCUUCAAUGACUAAACAGAACAACGAGCAAGCCAAGCGGAUCAAAGACCUUGCAGAAUUAUUGGCUGCAAAUGCAGAACUAUCGGCUUCAGUCCAAAAGAUGAACGCCACCCUGCAGCACCAUUCCACCAUGCUGGAUGCUCUGCAUCGUCGGGUCAUACUCGAUGACGCACGUGCGCUCAUAGCCGAUCGCUACGGUUUUCCCGUAAAUGAACUUUGGUCGGCGCAGGAAGGGGUGGAAUCUCUUGUAUAUUCACCUGCGGGUGACAUAAUCGCAUCAGGCGGGUUCAAUACAAUUUGCAUCUGGAAUGCGAAGACCGGCGAGCCUGUCGUUGCCCCCACCAAAGACCUGUGAUAUCUCGCACACCGUCGUUUCAACUUGACCGCCGUCAGUGUGGUUCCGCGCAUGAUUCACUCAGCGCAAGAAAGGAAGGGAUUAUCCUCCCGACAAUGCGCAGAGCCCACCGUUUUAUGAUCGCACUCUCCCCACCCACAUAGAUAGCACAGAUAGUCGAGACCUCUGGGAACAACUAAUGCAGGGCCCAGGCUGGAGGCAAAAAUCUCACGUUCGGUUUCCUGCAUUCCAGCACUCCACCUGUAACAUACUUACUGAUGGGCCUUUAUAAUAUCCGCCAUACGUGUCUGACGAGCCACUCACAAUCACUCGAGUCAUGAUAAUGCUUCGCAAGCGCCAUCAUCAAACU